CAACAAAAAUGUACAAAGCAAUUAAAUACGAAGUAUAAAAAUCAUUUUCUAAUGUUGUGUCUAAGAUUCUAAGAACAUUCCAUAAAAUUGGUUUUUUUUUUUCCUUUUUUUUUUUUUAAAAAAAAAAAAAAGCAUUCCAUAAAAUAAAGAACCUGAUUAGAAUUCCCUUAAAAAUAAAAAAAAAAUAAAAAAAACCAAACUUGAUUUAGAAAGAAUCUGAACCGUCAAUAUCUUAUGAUCAGACGAUUGACAAUACAUUCUCAUCAUUAGUCUUUCACUCCAGUCUAUAUAUAACGAGUACUCAUUUUUCAGCUUCUCAUCUAUUCACUUCACAAACAACUCUCUCCCAAUUCAACCGCGUACUCUCAAUCUCCGAGGAAUUUCUCUCUCCUUCAUUGAAGUAGCUUAGACCUCCAUGUCUAUUGUAAAUCUGAAGAAGAAAAAUUUGUGGAUCAUUCUGUAUUAUCGUUGUUUCUUCACAAGGGUACGUUGGUGGUUGGGUUCUUAAAGUUUUGGCUGUUGGCUUAAUCAUUGGAGGGUGAGUUGAUUGUCUCUGAUCCCUCUCUCUCCUUUGAUUAUUGUUACAAUUCAAAGUUCUUGAAUUCGAAGUAGAUUGAAAGUUUAAAAAGAAGAGGACUGCUUGUUCUUUUCUAGUGCUGAAUCAUGGAAGAAUUAUUGUUUAAUAAGUCCUUUCCACCGGGGGUUCGAUUUCAACCAACAGAUGAGGAGUUGUUCAUGUUUUUUCUGAAGAGGAAGGUUCUGGGUAAAUCUCUGGGUCCUCAAAUGAUUUCUGAGAUUGAUGUGUAUAAGUUUGAACCCUGGGAUCUUCCUGCAAUGGCACAUCUGAAAACUAAGGAUCGAUAUUGGUAUUUCUUCUGUCCUAGGUCAAGGAAAUACCCAUCUGGAGGCAGAGUGAACAGGACUACUAAUAGGGGAUAUUGGAAAUCGACAGGGACUGAUUCGCCUACAAAGUAUGCUUCACGGGAUGUUGGGAAGAUUAAGACUUUAAUUUUCCACAUGGGAAAAGCUCCGAAGGGUGAAAGGACCAAUUGGGUCAUGCAUGAGUAUAUAUUGGCUGAUAAACUUCUUGCUGACAAAGGUGUGCCUCAGGAUUCAUACGUCAUCUGUAAAAUCUUCGAAAAGAGUGGUGCAGGACCAAAGAAUGGAGAAGACUAUGGGGCUCAUUUCAUUGAAGAAGAGUGGGACAGCGACAAUGAGGGUAAUGUGCAGGGGAGUAAGUCUGGUCUUGAUAUGGAUUGUGGGCGUGUUGAUAACAGCCCAUGUGUUGCUGAUUCUGUUAUCUCCUUGUCUUUGGGUGCUCCAAAGGUUUCUUCACCAGUUGGUCCUCCCUUCACUGCUGCUGCUGCUGAAGAGCCUUCUCCAAGCGCCACUGCUGCUGCUGCUGAAGAGCCUUCUCCAAGCACCAUUGCUGCUAUAACUACUCCGUACAUUGCUGCUGCAACUUCCUUGGAUGUGCCAAUUGCUGCUCCUUUAUCUGCAAGUGUCUCAAAUGCUUCAGCAACUUCUAUGGAACCUGCUAGUGUUUUACCGACUUCAGAGGAUGAAUUGGACAGGCUAUUGGCGUCUUUUACUGAGGAUGCAGCAGAUGGUGAUAUUUUCAGAGGAUUGGGAGAUUUGGUCGAUCCUUCUGAUUGGGGCGAUCCUUCUAGUCCUGGCUUCUUUGAAAUGAAUGAUUUGUUAAAGUAACUUGAGAGUCUUAGAAACUCUCUACUCUGUAGUACUCUAAGUUAUGCAUAUGGUUUCAUAUGAAGUCUGUGUGGUCUGUAUAAACUUUCAAUUCAAACUUCCAGUUUUUCAAUUUAAACUUCAUUCUGUUA
Molecule: messenger RNA, 1838 nt
Organism: Chenopodium quinoa (quinoa)
Lineage: Eukaryota; Viridiplantae; Streptophyta; Magnoliopsida; Caryophyllales; Amaranthaceae
Product: NAC domain-containing protein 82-like
Exons: 2
Coding region: 664-1707 (347 amino acids)
Biological process (GO): regulation of DNA-templated transcription
Molecular function (GO): DNA binding
Source: RefSeq, a predicted model, not a curated record